AUGGAGCCAGCACCGCUUCGAAGACACACGCAGCGGGGCGCGUACGAUGUGGCAUCGGCCAAGGCCGUGUUUGACGACUGUUUUGUGGCCCAUGUGUCGUAUGUCGUCGACGGGGAGCCGGCCUGCAUGCCGAUGAUUGCGGUGAUGCUGGACGAUGUCGAAGUGGGGGAGGGAGAGACGCCAGGCAUGGCCGUGUAUCUGCAUGGACAUCCGAGCAGCAAGAUUAUGGAGCUGGUGCGACAGACCAGCCGAGAGAGAGAGUCAGGCGGGGACGAUGUUGGUGUGGUGAAGGUGUGCAUCACGGCUACGAAGAUCGACGGUCUCGUCCUCUCGUCCGCACCCAACGGCCACACGUUCAACUACCGCUCCGCCACUGUCCACGGCACCUGUCGGCCGGUGCGUGAUCGUGUUGCCAAGACGGCUGUCAUGCGUGCCGUCACCGACAAGAUCGUCGCCGGCCGGUGGGCCGAGGUGAACCCGGUGGCCUCGCUGCAGGUGAGCCUGGUCUAUGUCGUGCGCGUCAGCCUGGACCGGCUCUCGGUCAAGACGCGCGCCGGACUGCCGGGCAUCCAGCCACGGGACUACGUCGUCGACGGGCCCGACCUCGCGACGCCACCCUGGACCGGCGUCGUGCCGCUGUGGGAGCAGCUGGGCGAACCGGUGGCAAGCGGUCUGACGCCCGGGGCCGGCGCCCCGUCAGCAAGCCUGCGACAGUACAUUGACGAGCGCAACGCGCGGGAGCAGGAGCACGCGCAGAAAGCGGCCAUGGGAUAG
This is a messenger RNA of Grosmannia clavigera kw1407, 774 nucleotides long. RefSeq lists its product as uncharacterized. The transcript has 2 exons. The coding region runs from base 1 to 774 and encodes 257 amino acids. NCBI's taxonomy places the organism in Eukaryota, Fungi, Ascomycota, Sordariomycetes, Ophiostomatales, Ophiostomataceae. The record is from RefSeq and is a predicted model, not a curated record.